AUGUCGUCGCCGUCAGCCUACCUAGCCCAACAGCAUCCAGAGUCAGAUCCUACCGCCCGUUCCCUUCCCUAUUUCCGCCGGGUAACUAGUUCGCAACGCUCGCAUUCCCCUCCACCGCAGGACCGGAAACCGAUCCGCAGUGUCAUCAAAAAUGUCUUGUGUUUUCCUAUCUGUGGGAAGAAGAAAACCAGUAGCGGAGAAGAAAAAGAAGACGAGAAAGCGGAGGCAGAGAGGUUAGAGGCUAAGUUACUUGAGCUCGAUUCGAUUAUCAGUAGCGAGGAGCAGACGAAAGCGCCGGAGGGUGACAAGCUGCCGAUUUUCACCAGGUUAAGAGAUUGGACAGAGCAUCAAAGGGGGGAGGAGGAGGAGGCAGAUAAAAGAACGAGGAAGAAGGAGGGAAAAGACGAAAAGGGGGGUGGGUUGCCGUUGAGGUCGGUGUCUGUGCCUGUGCCUGUGCCUGCGCCUGUGCCGGUGGAUCCACUGAUUUCAGAUCUUCCGAAAGAACGGCGGAGGAGGAGGAGAUCCGAGGAAUAUUUACCUAAGCCCACAAGGGAUAACUGGGGAUCGAGGACAGAGAGAAAAAAGGAGAGUCCGGUUUUUCAAGAUACUCCCUUUUCAGCGGGGAAACCGGACCUUCCCCUACCACAGACGCGGUCGACGAUUCCGAUCAAUUUCAGUAGACUGAAUAUUCCCAUAAGAGAAACUACAGCCAAGAGCCCUGCUUAUUCCGAUCCGCGAACAGGGAAUCAGGAUAAUGCAAAGACCUCCAGGAAGAUACGACCGAUAGUGCCACCAAAGUCCCCAGCCCACGCUGGGAAUUAUGGUUAUGAUGCAGUUCCCGUCCGAGAACACAAUAGAAAACGAGAUUCCUUCUUUUCGGUAGACUUUCGGACACUGGAGAAGGCCCUACCGAUGGCGCUGAGGCCAGGGUUUCAUGAUAAUGAUUCGGACCCUCCAAGGAAACACGCGAACCCUCCAAGGAAAGCGAAACAGGACGAACCUUCACAUCAUCAUCAUCAUCAUCGUCAUCAUACACGUGAACAUGGUAAACACGGCCAUCAUCACCAUAGUUCACAUAGGGUUCUGAAAGACGAGAUGAGGCGGAGGAAAGAUCCGACUCCGGGUUCUCUACCUGUGGAGGUUGAAAGCGGGGCAGGGAGAAGACAUGGUCACAAAUACUGUAAGAGACAUCGUCAUGGGCAUCGAUGCCGACAGCAUCGUUUAAAAGAAGAAGGAGAAGUAAAAGAAGAAGUGAUAUUGCAUGCCUCCGUGAUGCCUCGGGUAGUAUGGGGUGGGUACUACGAAGAACCUAUGGUAUGGCAGCGGUAUGACUUUACGUGA
Molecule: messenger RNA, 1341 nt
Organism: Orbilia oligospora ATCC 24927
Lineage: Eukaryota; Fungi; Ascomycota; Orbiliomycetes; Orbiliales; Orbiliaceae
Exons: 1
Coding region: 1-1341 (446 amino acids)
Source: RefSeq, a predicted model, not a curated record